AUGGAGUUCUCAUCCCCACUGGCGGCAAUGCGUCCGCAAAAUGUACCGAAUUGGAACCAUCGAGACAUCCCCAUGUCUCGAUCCAUGUACUCGGGCUAUCAGACACACGGACCGAACACCUUCAACUUCAAAGACAUGAGCAUGUUUGCACACAAGCCGGCACAGAAGGAUUAUUUUACUAUCCGGCCUGCACGCUCCUCGCCAACAUCGAGUCUGACAGCCGAUCUGGACGCCAACUUCCAUAUCGACAAGAGUCCACAAGCUCCGACUCCACGUAGGUCGCUCUUCACGACCGACCUGUUCAAGCCUCGCGACGAUGCUAUGCUCGUACAGACACCACCGAUCGAGGUUGACAGCGUGAUUACACCGCCCAUCCCUUCCUCCUCGCCGGGUCUGGCAGACAUGAUGGAACUCUCGCCCCUACCUCACAAGGCACCGUACUUCAUGGCUCAGGUCACGCUUCCCUCGCCUUCGUCAGAGGAGACUCCUGACGGCGAAGGCACGGUUUCAGCAGACCUGCUUUCCCCACCACUGGAAUCUUUCCCAGUACUGCAGCCGCAAGUACCGAUGUACCUGGCGCCGCCGGAACGCAAACGUCCAGUGACAAGACCUUCGUUGACCCGUCGAGCACAAUACCAUUCCAGUGCACCCAUACCACAGAGACCAUUCUCAGCGGAGACAUCCCUGCCACCCUUUCGCUUUGGUAGUGUCACUAACAAUGGCAUCUCCUGCGCCUCGACCCCAAGCCUGCUAGGCAAGUUCACAGACUCGCCUGUUGAGGACAUGAGCACAUCGAGUACACCUACAAUGCCGCCGCCUCCGAGACGACCCUCGUUGGGUGCUUCCAGUCGUACCACCGGCUCGCCUAUUGGAGGACACGUCCGAAAACCAUCAGCUGGCCGAGCGUCGUCCUUCGUGCGCCCACAACGCAAAGUGAUGCGACGAUCGCUCAGCAUGUUCCAGCACCCGGACGAUGUCAUGAAGGAAGAGCAGGACGCUUUCGAGGGCUCGCCCGGCCUGGCAUCGGUCAUGGAUAUUGAUCAAGCCGAGCCGCAGCUGAAGCUGCCCAACUUCACAUCAGAGAACGAGCCGGAUGGUCUGCCUCGCAUCUCACAAGAGUGCAUGGUGGAUAUCCUUGAAGGCAAGUACCGAGAUCAGUACACCACUAUCAAGGUCAUCGACUGCAGAUUCGAGUACGAGUAUACGGGUGGCCAUAUCGAUGGCGCUAUCAACUUCAACGACAAGCAAGCCCUGACCCACGAGCUCUUCGACGCACCGUGCGCUGCAUCUACUCUGCUCCUCUUCCACUGCGAGUACUCCGUCCAUCGUGCUCCUCUAACGGCCAAACACAUCCGCGGCCACGACCGCAAUGUCAACGCUACCAACUAUCCGCGUCUCACAUAUCCUGAGAUGUACAUCCUCGACGGCGGCUACAGCAAGUUCUUCCAAGGCCACCGCUCAAAAUGCUUCCCCCAGAACUAUGUCGAGAUGAACGAUCAGCGUCACGAGCAGGAUUGCGAGCGUGGCAUGGCCAAGGUCAAGUCACGGGCGAAAUUGAUCCGUGCUCAGACCUUCGCCUUCGGACAGAAUGAUAUGGAUGCUAUGGACGACUCGCCUACUGCACAGGGCCGGACGACUAUGCCUCCACGAGCGUUCAGCUCCUUUCAGACGGGUAUCACGCUUAGCGACGGCAUUGGACAGAGCUUCGCUAGGCGCAUGGCUUCAUGUUAG
Messenger RNA from Recurvomyces mirabilis, 1731 nucleotides. RefSeq names its product m-phase inducer phosphatase (gene MIH1). Gene Ontology annotation, biological process: positive regulation of G2/MI transition of meiotic cell cycle; positive regulation of G2/M transition of mitotic cell cycle; G2/M transition of mitotic cell cycle. The record is from RefSeq and is a predicted model, not a curated record. NCBI's taxonomy places the organism in Eukaryota, Fungi, Ascomycota, Dothideomycetes, Mycosphaerellales, Teratosphaeriaceae. The transcript has 4 exons. Bases 1 to 1731 code for a protein of 576 amino acids. Gene Ontology annotation, cellular component: cytoplasm; nucleus. Gene Ontology annotation, molecular function: protein tyrosine phosphatase activity.